This is a messenger RNA of Lingula anatina, 1902 nucleotides long. RefSeq lists its product as uncharacterized. Gene Ontology annotation, molecular function: calcium ion binding. The record is from RefSeq and is a predicted model, not a curated record. NCBI's taxonomy places the organism in Eukaryota, Metazoa, Brachiopoda, Lingulata, Lingulida, Lingulidae. Gene Ontology annotation, cellular component: myosin II complex.
GCACUACAUGCGGCAAGUGAGUCUUAUUCUGUACUACCUGGGGCAGUGACAAUUAAGUUAAGUCUGUUAUUAUGUAGUACUAACUUGGAGCACUUACAAAUGAGUCUGUUAUUCUGUACUACUUAGAGCAAUCAUAAAUGUGUCUGCAAUUCUGAAGUGUACGUAGAUUUUAUAUUUAUUUUCAUUAACACUUGUUAAGUUGGUGGGGAAAUACGAUCAAGUGUUCUAUAGCCUAAGGAUGUCUAAACACUGUGCAUCAUUUAAUGGUGUGCUUUCUUUACAGAAAAGAAAAUAUAAACAUAAAAGGUAGAUUUGAGCUUAUUUAAAUAAGCAAAUUUAUUUAAUUCUUUUGGCACUAUUUCACAUUGACAUUAAACAAUAUUCAAGUAAUACAGCUUGAACCUGGAGGCAAUGCAAAGUCCUAAAUGCCAUUAGAAGUUAAUCUACUUUGAUCUUGGUCUCACAGCCAGUCAAAGAGGUGCAGUUACUUACUAUACUGAUUCUAUACAGUAGAUAUACCAAGUAUUUAUUUUCAUUCCCUAUGGUAUAGGGGGGACUUGGACAAUGGUCCUGUACUGGAGUUACCCUGAGACUUCUUACAGUCUUUAAUUGGAUUUGGUAUUCACCUGCAAAGACUGCCUAUGGAUUACAACCUAUAGGUGACUGAAAAUCUUUGUUAAAAUUGGUUGGGGAUUUUCAGGUGUUUGACAAGUUUGAGUUAAAACAGCUGAAGGAAGUCACGAACAUGUUUUAUGAAUGAUGAAGAGAUCUUUGUGUUGGUUUUACAGAUUUGUUGAUUUGAACUGAGUUCAAGUGGCCUGGAUAUUUGGGGAGAAGUCUAGCGGAAAUUUAUGCUCAACAUCAACGAAAUUAGGCUGACUUCCUACUUUGUUCCUACACUUCCUACAGUAUGGCUGCUCAGAACGUGAUGUCAGCUCAGGAAAUAGCAGAGUCAAAGCUGGUCUUCACAGUGCUGGAUAAAAAUUCUGAUGGCAAAGUGUCAGUCUGUGACAUCAGGACAACCAUGCACAAGUUAGGACAUGAUGUCAGCAAUGAGGAUUGUCAAGAUUUUAUUAAAAAAGUGUCAUGUAAUGGAAAUGCCAGUUUUAAUGAAAAGGACUUUCUUGCCUGGAUGGAGACGUACAGAGAGAAAGAUUCAGAGACUGUUCUCUUCGAUUCUUUCAAAGCAUUUGAUAAAGAUAAAAAUGGACUUAUAUCUCGGCAAGAGCUUCAGGAAGGCUUGGAGCUGAUGGGUGUACAUUUAACAGAAGACAUGCUGGAUGGUAUGUUCUCAGUAGCAGACAGAAACCGUGAUGGAGGAAUUAGUUUUGAAGAAUUUGUUCGUGUCAUGAAACCAUCCUAGCCAACCACCUUUCGUUUACCAUUGAGUUCAUCACUGCGACAGUUAUUUUAGGAAUAGACAAUCUUUUAUGUUGGAUUGCAUUUCACCUGACUUAAACAUGAUGGGGAUGUCUUUGGCACAUCAGUGAAAGCAAACAUUUUAACUGCAGAUACAAUUCUGUAUUUUGGUCUUCAGAGUUAAAUUGAGUUUCUGCAGCUGAAAAUUGGUGAAUAUUGAAAAUUUUGGCUGCUGAUUUGAUCUGACAAAUAAUAUUAAGUAUACAGUACUUUCUUUGAUAUUGACACCAAAGGCAAAACACAAACUUGCAAUCAAGUGAAGGUGCUUCAGCUCUGUUAAUGUGUUCAAAGUGAAAAUCUAGCUUAUGAUGUUCAUAUAAGCUAAUUACUGAAUCAAUCAUCCAUCUCCAAGCAUGUUGCUACCAGUAAAGCAUGCUUAUUAUCAUUUGCAUCCACUCAUUAAUUAUUCACAUAUUCAUGUAUGAUGCUCCAAGUUACAAAAUCUAAUAAAAACUCCAUUAAUGUCAACAUUUCAAUUUUGUA